Molecule: messenger RNA, 4021 nt
Organism: Anastrepha obliqua
Lineage: Eukaryota; Metazoa; Arthropoda; Insecta; Diptera; Tephritidae
Exons: 7
Coding region: 126-1625 (499 amino acids)
Source: RefSeq, a predicted model, not a curated record
GCGAAUCUACUACGAAUUCGCCUUGGUGUCGAAUAGUCUGUUUUGCAAAACAAUCAAUUUGCGAGGUUGGUGGAGUUGUGCGCCUGAAACGAUUUAUACUCUGGGAAACUUAAUGAUUUGGAAAAAUGGAGUACCACACCUGGUGCCUUUUUGCUAUAUUGUUCCUCAUCGGUUCCAAUCGAAAAGUUGUGCUCGGCACACACGAAGAAGACAGCUGGGUUGAACCGGACAUUUGGGGACGUGAACAACACCAAAAUGAUCAGCCUUAUGAAAAUAGUUUAAAGAAUGCAGAAUCCACGUCAGAUUCGAAGUGCGAGAUGAAUAUUGGCAGCAGCCAGAGUGGAGAUGGCAUCGCAUUGAUGUAUUACAAGAGGCUCAUUGCGUUCUUAUUCAAUAACGACUUCUUCAAGCACGAUGAAGUGAGUGGUAAAUACAUCCGUGCUCUUGUGCUCACCGCUCUGCCCGCUCAAUUAGAACAAUUGAAAAGCUUAGAUGAUCCACGCGACUUGGAUAAUGUUUUAUCAGAAAUCCUAACCCUAGCAAGAACGGCCACCAAAGACGAUAUAUAUAUGCUCUAUGACGAUGACAAAAGCAGUAUGAACAUUUUAGGAACUAUUUGGCAUAUCGUCAAAUAUUUGGCGCAACUGUUGAAAGCGUCCGAGGUUCAAUUUUUGUUGGGGGCAGCUAGUGCGGUUUUGUUUGGUUGGUACUGUCAUCGCAAAUAUCAUAUCGGCAUUAUUGCAAUGAUUAUCGGCGCUGUGGUUUGUUUUGGUUAUUUCCACACAUAUUUAGAAUGCAAUCGGAAGUUGGAAGCUGAACACUUAUUGGAAAUGCUUGCACGUCACGAACAGCUAAUGCCGUCGGAGCCUAGAUGGUACAGUCCGAUUAUCAACUUUUUUACUUCCAGCGAGCAAAGCAGGAAACAAGAGAAAAAGGAAUAUAUAAAAAAAGCAAGUCAACUGAAUUUAAACUUCUGCCGACCCGACCAUGUGUUCCUAAUGUAUGCCAAUGACUUGUUCCUAAAGCAGUUGGGAUUUCUUAUAGAUAAAAGUGCCGAAACAAUGGAAAUGCUACGAGAAAAUUUAAGCUUCCCCUUUAACUACCUAGCCGCUGUGCUUUUGAUGUUUCUUAUUGCGUAUAUUCUGAAACUGACUUUCAAGUACAUACUCAGUCCACGCGCUUGGGCAGGCUUAAGGCAGCCAGGUGCAAUAGGGUCACAUGCACCGCAAUAUAGUGGCCUCCCUUCGAGCUCAGGUACGGCACAUCAUGAAGAUCGUAUUUCGGGUGAAAACUUAAGAAUGCUUUUGAAUGCCAUUAGCGGCGGCGCGACGUCGAAUCAAAUUACGAUCAGCAAUACAACUGCCACGGCGGCCUUGACGCAACCGCCAGACUUGGCUUCUGGGGUACAAGAGAUAUUAAAUUCACUAGAAAAUACCAACAGUGCAGAUACAGGAUCAGAAUCGUCCUCGCCAGUUGUACCAGAGAAGUCAAAGCAAAACUCGCCACAGCAGCAAGUAGCUACGCUGGAUAACAAUAACGAGCACGAUAAGCAGCUUGAGGUGUCUGUUGAUAACGAUAAGUCUAAAGACGUUCAAGUGGAGGAUGUACUGGAUGAAGAAGCGUAACAAUUAGGCACUGUUUUACGAAGAGAAAAAAAACGCUUAUCAUGUGAAAGUUAUACAUUUAUAAGCCUUGUACGCUAUACCUCCAUAUCGAAUUAAUUUUAAUUAAGCACACAAAGUAAGAUAUUGUAAGUUGCUGUUAUGUAGCCAAUUACAGUAUGAGAAAAUGUGAUAUUUGGUGAAUUGUGCAACUAUUAAAAGUUUUCUUUUUAUUUCCGAUCAUAUAUUGUAACUGCUAUUUCUAAAUAAUGUUAUACCUUGGCACUAUUGAAGGAUUUUAAAAUUGUGUUUAAGCUGGUAUGAAAAAAUAUUGCAGCACAAAUGCGCAAAUAAAGCUGAAUUUAUUUUAGAAAAUCGUUUUGCUACAAAAUCAACAGUUCGCCACACCAACUUUAUAAUGAAAAAAAGAAAAACCUAAAAUUUUAUUUCGAUUAUUAGAUUUUUAUUCAAGUAUUAUCUUUAAAUUUGUUUGUCACAAUAUUUUAUAUAUACUCAUGCUUUGUGUAUUUGUAUUUGUGUUUAAUUAUGUCUACUAUUUAUGUGUAGUUUAUGUAUAGGUGUAAAUCUGCAGCAAGUACAAUACAUACCAUUCGCCUAUAAUUAUUCCAUGCAUCUGCAACAAAUGCAUACUUAAAUACAUGCAAUGUUAUAUAAGUUCUGUUAUAUAUUUGUUUCGUAUAAGUUUUGUCUAUUCAGUUGUUCGCAUACUUAAAUUCAUUUAUUUCAAAAAUGUAUAUUGCGAAUUAUGCGCUACGCUUCCUAAUAUGUAUACAGCAGCUUUAGAAAAAAAAAUAUAUAUAUGUAUAUGUAUACUUAUUAUGUGAGUGUGCUGGUAUUAUUUCUAAAUAUGCUAAAUCGUACAAGUUAUUUUUACAUAUUUAUUUGCAACCAAUGAUGUUAUUACAAUAAUUAUGACUUAAAAUAUAUAAAAAAUGCCAUCAGCAAAUACGCAAAAGCACAAAUUAAAUAUUAUUACGUAUUCCGUAUUGCGCUUAUUCCGAUCAUAAAUUAAAAUUUUCGAAAAAAAAGCAUAGGAAUGUUGAAAUCUUGCGAUACAAUUCAUUUCCAAUGCAUGUUUCUUAUUGUGUUUGCCUACACUCCCAGACUAUUACGAAAAAUCGACAUACGGUUUUAUAAUCAAUGUAUAUUUAUAUAUGUAUGAAUGUACCUAUGUAUAAUUUUCGCAAUUUAGAAUUAUAAAUAAAUAUUCUAUUUAUUCGUUGUACUUUUAAAUAACUUAUUGUGAUGUGAUCUUCGGCGAACUCUUGGUUCCACCAACUUUUAUUCAUAUCCACUUUAUGAAUGCUUGCCGGAAACAAAUUUCAAUACAUCACGGUUAUCGGCUUUUUUUUUAAAUACUACUUUUUACUGUUAUUUAUUUAUAUAUUUUGCGAAAAUACGAAAUGCCUAAAUACCUUUUCUCUUUACUCUAAAAGCUAAUAACAAGAAAAAUGCAGUUUAACAACAAAAUGGAUAUUAUUAGUGACUUAAAACAAGGAAAAUAAAAACAAAAAAUAAAUUAUUAAAAUGUGUUUUUUGUGGAAUUUUUUUUCUAUAGGAAUAUGUAUGUAUGUACUUAAACAUACAUAUACUCCGAGCCAAAAUGUAGCUCAUUUUACUAAAAUUAUAUUUUAAGCUUUAAGAAACUAAUUCGCUCUAAGAACUCAUUCUAACACUUACCGAAUCUUGAUUUAACAAUGUAAUUACAAUAAAAAUUAAAAAGAAAAUAACUAAAUAAUAAAUAAAAUAAUUAAAUAGCAAAAUAAAUAUGAAGCGCCUCAUCUAACGUACCUGGAAAUAUUUUAUUUUGGCGCUUGAAAAUCCUUCAGCGGCAGAUGGUUUCUUUACACAUAUAAUUGUUGCUUGAACCCUUUUUGUGGAUGUUUGGGUGAGCGCCUCCUAUUUGAGGUAAGCGUCUUAAUGUUUGCCAAAAUGGAACAGCCUACAAUUUUUCGCCAGCUUUCGAAUGGCUCAUGUUUUUUUAUGAGUAGGUAUUUCAGGACAGAACUACACUCGAAGGUUUGCCAUUGUCUGCAGAAGAGCGACCGCUAUUAGAAAAUCUUUUUUUAUCAAUUAGUGUGCCAUGCCCGGAGUUUCGAGCUUGUGCACUACCGAAUGGCAGUUAUGCAGCAAACCAAUUCGGCUGAGGCGGACGCGUUUUUAUGCUUUUUCGUGACAAACAGAGAUUGGGAAACUCACUAAUGCCUGCUGAGGGGACAUCGUCUUCAUGAAAGGCUUCCUACUGCUGUUUAUAUUCAAGACAAAUAGAUUGGCGCUUUUUUACCGGCUCCGCAUGACUGAUUUUGUGGAAAGUUUUUUUCAUUUUUAUUGCAGGAGAAUACUUGGAGGUUUGCCAUUGCCUAGCGUGAGUGUUAGGUUGCGUGUUUUGGCGCCAGCAG